Molecule: messenger RNA, 2457 nt
Organism: Trypanosoma brucei brucei TREU927
Lineage: Eukaryota; Euglenozoa; Kinetoplastea; Trypanosomatida; Trypanosomatidae
Product: cleavage and polyadenylation specificity factor, putative
Exons: 1
Coding region: 1-2457 (818 amino acids)
Biological process (GO): mRNA 3'-end processing by stem-loop binding and cleavage
Cellular component (GO): mRNA cleavage and polyadenylation specificity factor complex
Molecular function (GO): RNA binding
Source: RefSeq, a predicted model, not a curated record
AUGCUGCGCGCUUCGGCUGGUUCGAUCAAACUAACAAAUAUAUAUGGGGCCCCAUCUGGCGAUGCGUAUCACCCGAGCAUACCAAUGGCAUACCUACUGGAGAUAGAUGGUGUGCGAAUUCUUAUGGACUGUGGGUGGAAUGAUGGAUUCGAAACCAGUUACCUUGAUGCCCUUUUACCUUACCUUGGCGAUCUCCAUGCAGUUCUUUUUUCCACGCCAGAACUCAGCAGUUGCGGCGCACUUCCUUUUGUGAUGGAGCAUAUAACAGCGGAAACACACGUUGCUGCCGCUGGGGCUACAGCGAAAAUGGGACUUCAUGGCUUGCUGCAUCCCUUUCUUUAUCUUUUUCCUAACACUAAUACAUGGAAACUUCAGUCUGGAGUGGAGUUCGAAAUGACAGUGGACAAAAUAUAUAGUGCAUUUCGUAGUGUACGGGAACCAUAUGGUGGUAAGGUAACCAUCCGUCAUCGAGAUGUUGAAGUGGAGUGUUUCCCCGUUUUUUCCGGACGGAUGCUUGGCGGUUGCGGAUGGCUCAUAAAAUAUCAAAUUGAUGAGUUGUUUUAUUGCCCUGACUUUUCCUUGAAGCCCUCGUACGCACUUAAUCGGUUCGCACCGCCAACGACGGCAACACUUUUGUUUAUAGACGGCUCACCGUUUCAUUUACUCGGUAAUUCUGGAAAAAAAUACGAGGAGCAGCUUAAUGUGUUCAUCCGGGAGGUGCUAAGCACGCUUCGUAAUGGGAAGGAUGUACUGGUUCCUGUCUCUGUACCUGGAAGAGGGUUGGAAGUGCUAACAAUAAUCAUGCAUCUCCUUACCGAGAAGGGAGGAGAUAACUAUUCAAUUGUUCUCGCUUCCGUUCAAGCGGCCGAGGUGAUUGGGAAAGCAAGCACGAUGACGGAGUCUUUAAAAGAUGAAGUGAUUUUAAGUGAGCAUCAACUCUUUGCAAAUGUGAUUACGUGCAAAACGGCACAGGAGGUAAUGAGUGUAGCGGGACCAAAGGUGUGUCUUGCCGAUGGGGAAACGUUGGACUAUGGUGUAGCGGCUGAUCUCCUGGAGUAUUUUCUACAAGGUAGUGAUGAGGAUCGGGAGCAUCUUAUUGUAUUUCCGUGGACACCCAAGCGGGAUACAACUGCGUUUUCCGUAGCCGCAGCAGCGAAGGGAGAUGCCAUUAAGGUGCAGUACACCAGAAGGAUCCCACUAAGUAAAGAGGAACUUGAGGAGUAUUAUCUAAGACUUGAAUUGGAGUUGGAAGAGCAGCGGAGGGCUUUGGAUGGAGGAGCGUAUGAAGUGGCUCCACUUGAGGAUAUCGCCAGCGAUAGCGGUGAUGACGGCGAUGAGAAGCAAAAUGGAGAUGCUGCACAAGGAAGUGGAGGAGGGGCGCAGAAGGUACAACAGUGUACGCCGGGACUUGUGCUUCCUAGUUACAUGAGUUUCGUAUCUAAACAUCUUCAGUUUCCUAUUCUCGAAACAGUUGGUUCGCUUAGCAGUGCUGUUUUGAAGAAGAUGGACUGCUCCUAUGGUUUGCCCAUAGGUGACGAAAUGCAGGCCCUCAUGCGCCGAAAAGCACCCGCGCGUAUUUACAGUGAUGAAGGUCCUGAUAACGUGCAGUUACACAACGACGCACAAGUUGAGGCGAACAUUCCAUCGAAAACAAUGGUCGUCGACGCAGUUCGCAUAAAAAAUGUUCGUGUUUUCAUUACCGACCUCUCAGGUUUUGCAGAUGCUGGGACGAUACGCAGUUUGCUAAAGUCUCGUUUUACCUUUGCAAAGAAAAUAGUGAUGAUACGCGGCACUACUGAUGAUCAUCAUUCCAUGACCCAGUUUUGUCGGUCCGAGAAGGUAAUGAAGUGUGGAGAAAACGUUUUCGUCCCACGUCCGUUGGGGACUCAUUUGGAGCUGGCGACACAUGUUUACUCGUAUGUUGUCCAGUUGGAUCCGCAGCUUGCCAACGCACUUCCGUCGGCGCUGCGUCGUGUUAAGGAGACACGGUCGAAUGGGUUUUGGGAUGUUGGUUGGGUGGAAGGUUCACUCGUGCGUGCAGUUGUGUAUAAAGAGAAGGAUGAGGAGAAGGAGGAAGAUGAUCAUGAAGAACUGCACCCCUCACAGCGCCGUCGGACGGAGGGCGGUACAUCGACCGAAAUGCGUGACAGCGUUUAUACGCUUACGGCGCUUUCAAGUGACAAGGCUCAGCAAUGCGCCCGUGAGCGUGAGAUGAGGGGAUUGCAGCGGGGUUUGUACUAUCUUGGGGAAACCGACCUCCAUAAGUUGCGUGAUGCUGCUCGUAAUGAACAAGGGAUUAGGGGUGAGUUUCACAAGAGUGCUCCCAUGCUCAUUUUUGACAACGGCGUUUGUCUUCGCAAGAGUGUGAGCGGAAAUGUAUCGUUGUCUUCAAUGGUGUCACCUUCCGUCUUCGGACUCAGGAAAACAGUUUACAAGCACUUUUCUCAAGUUCUGUGA